Andrographis paniculata is the source of this 1048-nucleotide messenger RNA. Its product is annotated as peroxidase 3-like. The record is from RefSeq and is a predicted model, not a curated record. NCBI's taxonomy places the organism in Eukaryota, Viridiplantae, Streptophyta, Magnoliopsida, Lamiales, Acanthaceae. Gene Ontology annotation, cellular component: plant-type cell wall; plasmodesma. Gene Ontology annotation, molecular function: heme binding; peroxidase activity. Gene Ontology annotation, biological process: response to oxidative stress; hydrogen peroxide catabolic process. Bases 3 to 974 code for a protein of 323 amino acids. The transcript has 4 exons.
ACAUGUCAGAUCUAAAGCCUUCCAUGGUUUUCUUUCUGCUCUUUAUCUUGCUUUCUGUUGAUGCACACAAACUGAGCCUUGAUUUCUAUUCCAAGACAUGCCCGAGUUUGGCGAAGAUCGUCCGCGACACAACAGCGAGGUAUAUUUCUAUAGCACCGUCCCUCGCACCGGCAUUGCUGAGAUUGCAUUUCCACGAUUGUUUUGUUCUGGGAUGUGAUGGAUCGAUACUCCUAAACUCUACGAGAAAUAACUUAGCAGAGAAAGAUAUGAUCCCCAACCAACACCUUCGAGGAUUCCAAGUGAUCGAUGCUGUCAAAUUGGCAGUCGAAAAGAAGUGCCCUCGAAAAGUUUCAUGUGCCGAUAUUUUGGCUUUAGCUGCAAGAGAUGCAAUUUUACAGAUUAAAGGGCCAUUUUGGAACGUUCCCUUGGGUCGAAGAGAUGGUAGAAAAUCGAGUGCCAAACAAGCCUCGGCCAAUAUCCCACUUCCUUCCUUCAACAUUACACAAUUAGUAACAUUGUUCGCUUCAAAGGGCUUAAGUACCAAAGAUCUAGUUGUCCUUUCAGGAAGUCACACCAUUGGCAUCUGCCAUUGCUCCUGGUUCACGACUCGCAUAUACAACUUCACGGGGAGGGGCGACGCCGACACUACGAUGAACCCCAACUAUGUCGCUGCCCUCAAGAGGGCAUGCCAGCUAAACGACAAAAAGACCUACGUAGAAAUGGAUCCAGGCAGCUUCAGGGAUUUCGACAACAGCUAUUUCAGAAAUGUGAAGAAAAGAAAGGGACUUUUGCAGACAGAUUCUGCACUGAUGAACAAUGCAUACACCAAAAGAUACAUACAAAGUCAUUCAUUCUAUGGGUUUGAUAACACUUUCUUCGACGACUUUGCAGUUUCAAUGGAGAAGAUGGGAAGAAUUGGAGUGCUGACAGGAACUUCUGGAGAAGUAAGAAAGGUUUGUUCUUUUGUUAAUUGAAGUUAAGAGUAGUUGAAAAUUUUUCCAUAAGUUAUUUUAUAUCACUGAUUGUGAACCCUAAGCAAUAGAAAAAC